This is a messenger RNA of Pestalotiopsis fici W106-1, 645 nucleotides long. RefSeq lists its product as uncharacterized. Bases 1 to 645 code for a protein of 214 amino acids. Gene Ontology annotation, molecular function: catalytic activity. NCBI's taxonomy places the organism in Eukaryota, Fungi, Ascomycota, Sordariomycetes, Amphisphaeriales, Sporocadaceae. The transcript is spliced from 2 exons. The record is from RefSeq and is a predicted model, not a curated record.
AUGAGCUCCAAGCCAGAAGGACCGAUUCACUUUGGACCUUUUGAGGUCACCACUCAGGUCUUCAUGACUACGCCACAUUCAUUUGCGCUGGUCAACAUCAAGCCCCUGAUUCCCGGCCACGUCCUCGUGGUACCGCACAAGCCCUACAAGCGGCUUACGGAUCUGUCACCGCCCGAGCUGACGGACUUGUUUUCCACGGUACAAAGGGUGCAGAGAAUGCUGGCGCGACACUACUUCACUUCACCUGCCUCAACCUCUGACGCGGAUCAAAAGAAGCAGUCUCGACAGCAGCAGCCCGCCCCAGCAGGCACCCCCGAAGCCGGCUCCUUCAACAUUGCCAUCCAGGACGGCACCGAAGCCGGCCAGACGGUGCCGCAUCUCCACGUGCACGUGAUACCGCGGAUCCGGGGCGCCACGGCCAAGCAGGGCGACGGCCCCGGAGACGCCAUCUACGAGCUCAUGGCCGCCGAGGCGGGCAACGUCGGCGGCGGCUUCUGGGACCGCUGGGCCGCCGAGGUCGGGAGGCCCGUCCCCGGGGGCAGGUUUGAUCGCAUCGAGGAUGCCGAGCGCCAGGCUCGGUCUCUGGCUGAGAUGGAGGACGAGGCCGAGGUGUUUAGGCGUGUCUUGGCCGAGCUGGAGGGGUGA